This is a messenger RNA of Aethina tumida (small hive beetle), 1300 nucleotides long. RefSeq names its product iron-sulfur protein NUBPL (gene Nubpl). Gene Ontology annotation, cellular component: mitochondrion. NCBI's taxonomy places the organism in Eukaryota, Metazoa, Arthropoda, Insecta, Coleoptera, Nitidulidae. Gene Ontology annotation, molecular function: ATP binding; ATP-dependent FeS chaperone activity; 4 iron, 4 sulfur cluster binding. The transcript has 5 exons. The record is from RefSeq and is a predicted model, not a curated record. The coding region runs from base 125 to 1054 and encodes 309 amino acids. Gene Ontology annotation, biological process: mitochondrial respiratory chain complex I assembly; iron-sulfur cluster assembly.
UUUUUUUCUGUAUUCCACAAAAUGUGUUUUAAUAAUGAUAUAGUUUUAUUGUUUCAAACAAAUUAGUUCAAAUUUCUUAACCUUUAAACUUACAAAUUUUAAAAACUUUUAGAUCUGUGGCAUCAUGAAUCUAAUUUUUAACAGUAAGCAUAAGAAGUUAUUUUCGUCAUUUAAUACUAUAAUAUGUAGAACAUUGGCUGAUAAAUCUAAUGUGGAACAUCACAGGGCUAAAGUUAUGGCAAAAGGAUUGCCAGUCAAAAAACCUAUAACCAAUGUAAAACACAUCGUCCUUGUUUCAUCUGGAAAAGGGGGUGUUGGCAAAAGUACCACAGCAGUGAAUAUAGCAGCAGCAUUAAGAGUACUUCAUCCAGAGAAGAAUGUUGGCUUGUUGGAUGCAGAUAUAUUUGGUCCAACAAUUCCACUAAUGAUGAAUUUAAAUGAUGUACCUCUAUUGAAUGACAACAAUUUAAUGGAGCCUUUAGUAAAUUAUGGAAUUAAAUGCAUGUCAAUGGGAUUUCUCAUAGAGGAAGGAGCUGCAUUGAUUUGGAGAGGUUUAAUGGUUAUGCAGGCACUUGACAAAUUAAUGAGACAAGUGGAAUGGGGUCCCACAGAUUAUCUUAUAGUAGAUACACCACCAGGAACUGGAGACACGCAUUUAUCACUUGUGCAAAACCUUCCUAUUUCAGGUGUUGUUUUAAUUACUACUCCACAAAAUGCUUCCCUUCAAGUUACUAAAAGAGGUGGUGUAAUGUAUAAAAAAUUGAAUGUACCUUUAAUAGGUAUUAUAGAAAACAUGAGUCAUGUAGUUUGUCCCUCAUGCAGUAGUAACAUUGAAAUGUUUGGUAAUGGAAUCAAAGACUUAUCUAGAGACUUAAACUGUAAAAUAAUGGAACGAUUUCCUAUACAAAAAGAAAUUUCCGUAAAUUGUGAUAAAGGAAUUCCAAUAGUUAUUAAUGAACCUGAUAGUUCCAUUUCACAACAAUAUAGAAAUGUAGCAAAAGAUAUAAUUGACUUUUUAGAGGCUGACACAAAUAAAGUUGUUAACAAAGCAUAAUUAUUUAAGUUAUCAAUUGUUACAUAAUAUUUUUGAUCUUAACAAAACAUGAUUUAGAUAUAAUCAAUAUUUAUAAAGUCUACUGAUAAACCUAUUAAAAUGUUUGAUCAUGUUGAAAAUAUACUCUUUGCAAUAAUAACAAAUAAAAUAAAUUGUAAAAAUAUGUACUUUUAUUAGUCCUAUUAACAACCCAAUUGUAAAACAUAAAAUCUAGAAAAUACAACAAAAUUACAGUGGAAGAGGCUU